Ostreococcus tauri is the source of this 495-nucleotide messenger RNA. RefSeq names its product Ribosomal protein S13. The record is from RefSeq and is a predicted model, not a curated record. Gene Ontology annotation, biological process: translation. Gene Ontology annotation, molecular function: RNA binding; structural constituent of ribosome. Gene Ontology annotation, cellular component: ribosome; small ribosomal subunit; mitochondrion. The coding region runs from base 1 to 495 and encodes 164 amino acids. The transcript is spliced from 3 exons. Lineage: Eukaryota; Viridiplantae; Chlorophyta; Mamiellophyceae; Mamiellales; Bathycoccaceae.
AUGUUCUCGCUCGUCGCCAACGCCUCCGCGGCGGUGCACGCCAAGCGCACGCAAUUUUCCGGCGCGUCCGUGAAGACGCAGCGCCCGGCGGCCAUGCCGGUCGCGCAACGCCGUGGUGAUUUGUGCGUUCGCGCCGCCCGUGUCGCCGGGGUCGAGAUCCCGAACAACAAGCGCACCGAAACCGCGCUCACGUACGUGUACGGCAUCGGUCCGACGUCCGCCAAGGCAAUCAUGACGGCCACUAAGUUGGAGAACAAGCGCGUGCGCGAACUUUCCGAGGAGGAACUCACCGUCUUGCGUGAGGAGGUGGAGAAGUACCAGAUUGAGGGUGAACUCAGACGCUUCAUCACGAUGAACAUCAAGCGAUUGAAGGAGAUUCAGUGCCACCGGGGCAAGUUGCACAUUCGCAACUUGCCGGUCCGCGGUCAGCGUACGAAGACCAACGCCCGCACGCGCAAGGGUAAGGUAAAGACGGUGGCGGGUAAGAAGAAGUAA